AUGAUGAUGAUGCAAGCCAGGAAGUGUAAGUACGACGUCAUCGAACUGACCGAGACGAGGCGACGCCACCCACUGGACGCCGUGUAUGACACUGGAGAGGAAUUGUUCUUAGAAGGAAUAUGCGGCAGUAGAGGAGUUGGUGUCCUCGUCAACACGAAUAUCACAGUAAACAUCGACUCUUUCGAACAACUUACAACCCGAAUCGGACGUUUACAGAUGGGAGGAUGUGGUUCAACACCAGCUUUGACAAUCUUCGUCGUUUACGCUCCAACAUCAAGCUACCAAAAAGAAGAAGUCGAAGCUUCCUAUAUGGACCUGGAGAAGUUCUACGGAGAUCAUACAUUUUGCAAGGUCAUAAUUGGUGAUUUCAUCGCCAAAAUUCAUGGCCAUUCAUGUACCUAUGGCCUUUAA
Molecule: messenger RNA, 411 nt
Organism: Necator americanus (New World hookworm)
Lineage: Eukaryota; Metazoa; Nematoda; Chromadorea; Rhabditida; Ancylostomatidae
Exons: 1
Coding region: 1-411 (136 amino acids)
Source: RefSeq, a predicted model, not a curated record